AUUCAUAUCAAGGACACCAGACUGAACAGACUCAAGAAAUACCCAUCAUGUCUACCAGUACCGAAGAUGAACCGCCAGAGGAUCGCAUGAUGGAUAUCCAUCCCACAUCCAGCGCAGGAGGCGUUUUUUCUUCCCGUUUACUUCAGCGCAAAAUUUCAAUCCAUGGAGAAAAGGUUACAGAUACUAAAGAGGUUGACCUGGAGGUCGCAUCUGUCUUGGAAGCGCCAGAAGUGGAGGAGAGAGACUUCCACAAGAAGCAGGUAUUCAAAGGAUGGACACUGGCAUGGCUCGCUUAUCAGUCACUAGGUGUCAUCUAUGGCGACAUCGGAACAAGCCCUCUAUAUGUCUACUCGUCUACUUUCAGCAGCGAACCGAGCUAUGAGGAUAUCCUGGGAGCUGUGUCAUUUGUCAUCUGGGCACUCACCAUCAUGGUCACAAUCAAAUAUGUUUGCAUAGUGCUUCAUGCAGAUGAUGAGGGUGAAGGAGGAACAUUCGCUAUAUACUCACUUUUGUCACGAUAUGCUAGACUCGUUCGACACGACCCUCGCCACACCAAUCUCCUUAAAAUGCAGCGGCAUAAUACAAACGAUCUGCAAAAGCCGAAUCUGAUGACUCGCAAGUUUAUGGAGCAAAGUGCAUUCAUCAAAUGGGCAUUAAAAAUUGUCGAUGGAGUUUUAACCCCUGCACAGUCUAUUCUUGGCGCAAUUCAAGGGAUUACUGUUGUGAACCCGAAUAUCUCUUCCUCCACCGUCGUUGGUGUGUCGUGCGCAAUUCUCGUCCUCGUUUUUGCCAUCCAACCUUUUGGAACCAGCAAGAUUGCGAACACCUUUGCUCCAAUUGUGAUACUGUGGAUGGCCUUUAAUUUCUCAUUUGGAAUUUAUAAUCUGGUCAUGUAUGAUUCGUCCGUGCUCAAAGCCUUCUCUCCCUACUUUGCGGGCUCUUUCUUGAUGCGCAAUGGAAAGGAUGGAUGGUUACAAUUGGGAGGAAUUUUGCUUGCAUUCACCGGUGUUGAGACAUUGUUUGCAGAUCUUGGAGCAUUUAGCCAACGGGCAAUCCGAAUCUCGUGGCUCUGUUUUGUCUAUCCAUGUCUUCUGCUGUCGUACAUUGGCCAAGGCGCUUACAUUAGCCGAGUGCCCAGCGCAUACGCUAAUCCAUUCUACCUCACUGUCCCGCCUGGUAUGCUAUAUCCAAGUCUCGUGGUGGCAAUCCUCGCGUGUAUCGUUGCAAGCCAGGCCGUCGUCACUGGAUCGUUUCAAUUGCUUUCCCAAAUUAUGAAGUUAUCGUACUUCCCUCAAGUGAAAGUCUACCACACUUCAAAGACUUUCCAUGGGCAAGUAUACAUUCCUCUCGCCAAUUGGCUUAUGAUGAUUGGAAGCAUCAUUGUCACAGCCGUCUACAAUAAUACCACUGCCCUCGGCGAAGCCUAUGGAGCCUGUGUCAUACUUGUCUCCUUCCUCACGACCUGCAUGGUGACAGUCGUCGCACUCAUUGUGUGGAGGCUACCAAUAUACGUGGUCCUUCCUGUGUUCCUCAUUUUCGCGCUCUGGGAUGGAAUGUUCCUCUCAGCCGCCUUGAGCAAGGUUCCCCAUGGUGCAUGGUUUACUUUGGUGAUAGCUGUUGUACUGACCUGUAUUUUUGUCCUCUGGCGGUAUGGGAAAGAGGAGCAGUGGAAAGCAGAAGAGUCCGAUAACACACCUCUAUCCAAAACAACCGCGUUGAAAGAAAACAAGCUCGCCCUCCGGAACGGGUCCGAGAAUUCUGCCAUUGCCACUAUCAACGGUCUGGGAAUAUUUUUCGACAAAUCUGGCAGCUCUUCUAACACGCCGACGGUCUUCCUUCACUUCCUACAAAAGUUCAGCGCGGCACCCGAGGUGACCGUGUUCCUUCAUCUGCGACCGCUAUCUAUGCCUAUCGUCGCUCCAGACGAACGGUAUGCAGUUAGUCGUUGCUACACAUACGGCGCCGGUCCCAAUAAGCAAGCCAUUCCGAAUUGCUACAGGCUUAUAGUUCGUCACGGAUACACAGACGAGAUAGUCACACCUGAUCUUGGAAUCUUAGUACUUGAUCUGGUUCGGAGUUUCUUGACCUCCCAAAAGAAUUCGGGAGCACCAGAGAGCAAUAUAGAAAGAUUAGAUGCACUCCAUCGGGCUUGGAAGUCUCAGGUGAUCUACAUCGUGGGGAAAGAGCAAUUGAAGAUUCCGGCGAAGACGAAUAUUGUUCGUCGCUUCUUCCUCUGGGCAUUCUUGUGGAUGCGAGAUGCCAGUCGGACUAAAGUUCAACACUUAAAUGUGGAGACUGACAGGGUGGUGGAGGUGGGCUUUGUGAAAGAAAUGUAAGCCACGUUUCAGUGGCCGUUCAGACUACAUAUUGCGG
Penicillium subrubescens is the source of this 2373-nucleotide messenger RNA. Its product is annotated as potassium transporter. Gene Ontology annotation, cellular component: membrane. The coding region runs from base 48 to 2336 and encodes 762 amino acids. The record is from RefSeq and is a predicted model, not a curated record. The transcript has 10 exons. Gene Ontology annotation, molecular function: potassium ion transmembrane transporter activity. NCBI's taxonomy places the organism in Eukaryota, Fungi, Ascomycota, Eurotiomycetes, Eurotiales, Aspergillaceae. Gene Ontology annotation, biological process: potassium ion transmembrane transport.